UACAGCUGCAGCCGCACCACCCCUUUGGCAAGGUGGCCGCCGCUGGCUCGCGUAGCGCGAGCGGUGCACGGUCGCCCCCUCCGUGCAACUUGGAGCUCGGCGGGGGAGGGCAGACGGCCAAGCGACGAUGUCCGCGCGGCGAAGGGACGCGGCGCUCCCCGUGUCGCGCUCCUUCGAGCUCCCGGCCACCGUGGUCCAGCUGGAGCCCGUGCGCGUUUGGGUGCUCAAGGCGAUCCGCAAGCAUGUGCAGGGAGAGCCACCCUCCAGCCGGGCCCUGGCCAGCCUCGUGGGACAGCUGCUCACCUUUCAAGAGGAGGUGGCCGGCGUUCCGGGUGGCCCCUUGCCCACGCGCAUUCCGAUGAAAUGUUUUUUGGAUUUCAAACCCGGAGGUGGGCUCUGUCACAUUCUCUCUUCAGUGUUCAAGUUUAAGGAGGAGCAAAGCUGGCGGCGGUUUGACUUCCAGAGCCCGUCGCGAGUUGACAGCAACACGGAGCUGUUGGUCUCAGUCGAGAAGGCUCUGCUACAGAAUGGACUCAUUUCCAGACCAAUAAUAUUUCUACAGCCAGAUCUUGACCCCAAGCUGACUGCCAAGCUGAAAGACAUUGCACGCAAACACCAGGCUACAACCACAGAGGAUAAAGGCUUCGCAACUCACGUUGUGUAUCCUGCACCACCAGCUCCUCCUGCAGAGGAAGAUUGGGUUCGUCCCAUUCAGAGGAAGGACAAGCAAGUGCUUCUACACUGGGGCUACAUGGCUGACAGCUCUGAUUCGUGGCUGCCCGCGAGCGAAGCAGUGCUACCAGUGGAAGAGGCACCUCAUCCUGUCACCCCCUGGAAGGUGCACGCCCGCUGGCUUCUGGACACCGCGCUGCAUCACGAGUGGGCGAAUGAGGAGGACUACGAGGUGGACGAGGGUGGACGACCGCAGGCGAGGCGGCGCCGUGUCCCUGUGCGUUCCCUGCCUCUUGAGACCGCAGUUGUUCCCGACACAGAAAAGAAAGAGAAGAAGGAAAAGGGUUUGUCUCGGAGGCGGAGGCACUCCCCCUCGCCCACAGAGCCCAGAAAAAAGCCAAAUUCCAAGAAGAGGAGGCAUGCGAUGGGUGAGCCAUUAGGAAAGAGGCAUGGGCGCAAGGACGAGGAGGAAGAGGAGGAGGACCUUACGAAGGACAUGGAGGAGCCUCUACACGUGCCCAACAUGACCGAGGUUCAGCUGCCCAAGAAUGUUUAUACAAAGAAAGACACAGAAGUGGCUCCUAUUAAAGGCGGUGUCAUGACAGAUUUAGAUGAACAAGAAGAUGAAAAUACUGAUCUUGGAGCCAAGAAGGACGCUGCUGGAAAAUCCCUGUGGUCUGUGAGUGACGCAGCCCAAACCAUUACAGGAUCCUCUGUACUCUUACCAGUAUCGGAGGAUGAUGAAUUGGGCCCAGCAAUGAGGCUUGAGCUGGGUGAAGAUGGUGCAGCGGAGCAGCAGACGCAUCACAUCAUCAUUCCCAGCUACACCUCUUGGUUUGAAUACAACAGCAUUCACGCAAUUGAAAGGCGAGCACUACCGGAGUUUUUCAACAGCAAGACAAAAUCAAAAACUGCAGAAAUCUAUCUGGCAUACAGGAACUUCAUGAUUGACACCUACCGGCUCAAUCCCCAGGAAUAUCUCAGUGGAAUGGUGUGUCGGCGAAGCCUGGCUGGAGACGUGUGUGCUAUUAUCAGGGUGCAUGCGUUUCUGGAGCAGUGGGGGCUCAUAAACUACCAAGUGGACCCGGACAGCAAGCCCUCUCCUACAGGGCCACCUCCCACCGCUCACUUCCACGUGCUGGCUGAUGUACCCAAUGGCAUGGCACCGAUGAAGCCAAGAGGCCCUCAGGGCCCUGCCUCGCAGGUCAUGCUGACCUUGGUGGACCGUGGACGGGAUAAGCCGGCAGAAGUGCAGAGUUUUGGGCUGCGCACAGACAUAUACUCCAAGAAGAACGUCUCUGCGAAGAGCAAAGCCGCAGCAAGUGCAUCCCGCGAGUGGCUGGACCAUGAGACAUUGCUUUUGCUGGAGGCACUGGACCUGUACACGGAUGACUGGAACAAGGUGUCGGAGCACGUGGGCAGCCGCACUCAAGAUGAGUGCAUUCUUCACUUCCUGCGGCUACCCAUCGAAGACCCCUACCUGGAGGAGUCCGAAGCGUCCAUGGGUCCGCUGGCCUAUCAGCCGGUUCCAUUCAGCCGCUCAGGGAAUCCUGUCAUGAGCACGGUGGCAUUUCUGGCUUCUGUUGUGGACCCACGCGUGGCCUCCGCAGCGGCCAAGGCUGCCCUGGAGGAGUUCUCGCACAGAAGAGUCCUGCUACCUCCUGAUCUUGCAAGAGUGGAUGAUAAGAAAGAGGAGAUCAUACUCACACAGGAGCAGCAGCAGCACAAAACCAGUACUGAAGAUUCCAAGCUCGGAAUUGGCAAUAAUGAGGAUGAAAAGAGCAAGGAAGGAGUGGCGACUGAAUAUGGUGUGGUCAAGGUGGAGGCUGGCAACAGGGAGGAGACGAGGGAGGAGCAAGGUGAGGAGCAAGAAAAUAGGUCCAGCAGAAGCAAAGCGGAGACUCCUGCGGAAGCCCUAGGCAUGUCGUCCUUGCCAGAUGCCAGUAUCACUGCAACUGCUGCUGCUGCUGCUCUCAUUGCAGCUGCUGCCAAGGCCAAGCAACUGGCAGCUGUGGAGGAACGCAAGAUCAAGUCACUGGUGGCGCUGUUGGUGGAGACCCAAAUGAAGAAGCUCGAGAUCAAGCUGAGACAUUUCGAGGAGCUGGAGACCAUCAUGGACCGUGAGCGGGAGUCGCUGGAGUAUCAACGGCAACAGCUUCUCUCCGAUCGCAGCACCUUUCACUUGGAGCAGAUAAAGCUGGCAGAGCUGCGUGCAAGGCAACUACAACAGCAGCAAUUGCAGCAGCAGCAGACUUGUGGACCGACAGGAGAGCACAUUGGAGCAGUGCACACUCAAGAUCAACCAUAACGCUUGGGGAGGAGAGUCAAUUCCUGAAGCUGUUGACAAAUAUCCACUGCAUUGUUGAUGUAUGUUCAAGAGGCUCAUAAAUGGACACAGCCAGUGACUGAUUGUAGCCAGAUCUGUUCGUAACACUGUUCCGGAAAUUAUUUUGGCAAGCCACAUCCACCUCCACUUAUUUUGUCCUAAUUUUUAGAAAGUUGUUUAUGGGAGAAUAGGAAAAAAGGGUUAUUAUGAAUAAUCUAGGAUUAUUACCGAAAAGCAAACCUUGUACUCUCAUGGUAGUGCCGUACGCCGGUAAUCUCUACUCCCUGAGCCAGCCUGAAAGUGUUCUGGGAACAAAAUUUGAGUGAGGCCCUGGACACAGCGGAACCCAAAUUGCUAUGUUGUAAAUGGUUCAUUUAAUUACAUUCCUCGUGUAACUUGACCUCUGUCGUUGUAAAAUUGAGGCUUGCAAACAUGAUUUAAUGUAUGACAAACAGCCUUUGUGUAAAGCAAGGUGGUAAGUGUGUUUUUGUAAGGAUUGGUACAAAUUAAUUUUGUUAAUUAAUGAUGUGGCACAUUUACCCUUUUAAUAGGAUGUGGCAGAUGUUAUCCACUCAUGUUGCAUAAAUUCAGGGUAGGCAUGGUUCAGAUUGUGUUUAUGCAAACUGUUUUUACAUCUUGUAUAUUUUUUACGCAAAAUCAAAUGUUUGUCUUCUCUCCGUAAUGAAAUUUGAGACGGGUUAAGACACCUACCCUAAUUUAAGUGAAAUCUGUGAGCCAGUGUUUUUGUAAAGGUUGUGCUGUUUAUUUAUAUUCAUUAAAGCAAUGUUAACGUCUUCAUAUACCAAA
Messenger RNA from Petromyzon marinus (sea lamprey), 3805 nucleotides. Its product is annotated as SWI/SNF complex subunit SMARCC2-like. Gene Ontology annotation, cellular component: synapse. The record is from RefSeq and is a predicted model, not a curated record. Gene Ontology annotation, biological process: cell projection morphogenesis. Gene Ontology annotation, molecular function: protein binding. Lineage: Eukaryota; Metazoa; Chordata; Hyperoartia; Petromyzontiformes; Petromyzontidae.